This is a messenger RNA of Biomphalaria glabrata, 5648 nucleotides long. RefSeq lists its product as uncharacterized. Bases 533 to 1603 code for a protein of 356 amino acids. The record is from RefSeq and is a predicted model, not a curated record. The transcript is spliced from 5 exons. NCBI's taxonomy places the organism in Eukaryota, Metazoa, Mollusca, Gastropoda, Planorbidae.
CCUUCCGCUGUGUAGGCUUAGAGUUAUGGUCCUUUGUGACAAGAACGGCAACUCCUUCAUUGAAACGCAAUGUAGACUCGUGUGGGCCAGAGGGACUUAGUUUGGAAUGUUACUUCAGUUUACCGUGGUGUCUAUUCGUGGUGGAACAGAUAAUGUGAUAGAAUGUUGAUAUGUGUGAUGUUCUACGUAGAACCAGAUCUUACAUAGCUACAACAUUCAGCGGCGGGAAGACAGGCCUACAUUCAAACCUCUCUAGUUAGGGAAGCGCUGAGGAUUCUAACCAGAGACCUUCGGUUUAUCAAACAAAAUCUCUACCGCUUAACCACAUUGUUCUACCUCAGUAUUCUGAUUACCCUUUUAAAUAAACAACAACAAUAUCGAAAAAUACCAAUAAACAAAUCAAUGAUCUCAAAAAAUGUUUUAUCAAUAUAUGUUUUCUGAUCAAGAUCUGAAACCAAAACAAUCUCUUUGUGGCUACAACACUGGAUAUAUAACAACAGUAAUAGUUAUUUGCAGUUUACGGGAGUAAAUCAUGGCGUCGCUUGCAGAAGACCCUGCAACGAUUCCUGUAUACCAGACUUCCACAGAGGAGGCUAUAGAGAGCGCCUUACAGGACGACCGCAGCCUCGACGACAUCGCCAAAAGACUAGACACUGAUGUCGUCAUCGACGCCGACCGAUCCAUCGAGGUGGAUCCCUCCGACAGUAUACCCAGAGACUCCGACACUGCUUCCAACGCAAGCAGUUCACGGGAUGCAGAGGAUAUAUUCGAGGACGAUUACAGUCCGAAAUCGAGUCCGAUUUCACGUAAGCGAUUACCAAACGGGAAGGAUUUGAAUGGUUCUCUAAAGUCAGACCAACAGAACACUAGUUCUUUUAACGGGAACAUUUCAGGGAAUUCCCGAAAAAGUUCGGCAGGCACGAUCUCUUUGGGAGCUAAAUCCACAGCAGAAACAGCUAGUCUUACCAGUAAAAAAUCUGUCAGGAAAAACCCUUUACAGCUGCUGAAAAAACUGACAAAGUUCGACAAACCGAAACAGAAACAUGCAUAUAGAUCUGAGUUUGCUGCAGUGGUCGUAGACAAGCUUCCUCAGGUGUUUGUAGCUAAAUAUUUAGGUCACAGACAGGUGGGCGGUGUGUGUGGUCUACAUCACGUGAGGAAACCUGUUGACGAGAUGGUGACAGCCAUUAGGUCUAAGGUUGAGGAGGAGAAGUCCAAGCUCGAACUUCCUCUGGUCUAUGUCGUCAUUGGCGCCAAGGGCAUCGACGUCCGUGAGCACACGAGUAACACUGUCAAGGGCGUGGCGCCAAUGGGUCUGAUCCCCAUCGACUUCAUCUCCUAUGGAGUGCAGGACAUUAAGUACUGGAGAGUCUUCACUUGCAUUGUGGUCAGGGAGCUGUCCUCGAGGUCAAGGGUGGCCACGUGUCACGCCUUCCUCUGCGAUUCCGCUCACAGCUGCCGAAAGUUAGCGGUCUCCCUGGGCGCCGCGUUCAGCAUAUACGCCAAGCAACUCAGCGCAGACGGCAAGUCCCACAACUUCCAGGUCGAAUUGCGCCCUCCGGAUGAAUUGGCCGAUAAACUAAACACGGAAUUCGAGGCUUAGAGCAAGUUACCUUCAUACACGCACAAACUAAUACGAGAUUUUGAGGGACACCUUUUUGGUAUAUUCACAGAAUAAAUUCCGAAUGCUAGACUUAUAACCAGAAUGAUGGCUAUAUUCAUACACGGAACAUUCUGUUUUCAUCAUAAAGUCAUGAUGUAUUCACACUAUAUCGGAUUCUGUGAAGUCAUUUUUCAGUUGCACGGUGCUACAUGCUACAUGCUUUCAAUAGGACAACAAACAAACAACAACAUUAUUUUGUUGCGAUUUAUUUUUUGGAAUGUUUCCAGGAAGUUAUAAAGACACCAAUUCAUAUAGUCCUAUUUAUUCUUAACGUAAAUAUAUCAUUUCCAUAUGUGUCAAUGUUGUACAUUAUGAAUGAUUGUAAAGUGUGUCAUGUUUUUUUCUGCAAAAACAUUUACAUAGAAAUUUUGAGUAUGCAUGAGGUUAAUUUUUUUAUGUGUUAAGAAAGCCGGACUUACCGGCCGCUCAGGGCAUCCACGUACUUAAAUCUGGCACUGUUGCUGUGUACGACAUUUUGAUAAAACUCUGAUGCUAAACUCUCGCGACUGUUUAUCUUUUAAUACAUAUGUGUAAUGUUGGUGGAGUCUCUCGAAGUUUCGGAGUCUACCAAAUGAUUUUAAUCUCCAGAAAAAUAGAUUUUAAAAAGUGAAAUUUACAGAGACUCAACAUUUUGGACCAGUGGCGUCACCAGGGGGGGGUGCGGUCCGCACCGGGUGACACCCGUUAGAAAUGAAAUACAAACUAGUUGCUUAAUAAUUGGUGGAUAUAAAGUCCGAAACUGGAAUAUCAAAAGACGUAUGAAGAAUAGUCAUCAGGAUUGGAAAAUCGGAAAACAAUGGCAUCCGGCUACUAAUACAACUUACAAGGAAGUCGUUGCUAUGAUUGAUGUAAAGAAGAAAAACAAUGAAAGGAUAUAUUGCACAGAAUGUUUCUAUACAAUCAGAACAUUUGACAUUGUGUGACGACAUUAACGACGAUUGUAAUGGAGAACAAAGCUGGUGAGAUCUACUUAAUAUCUUCAAAUGUCUAAAAAGGAGUGAGCUUGAAUAUCUGAUAUGUGGAGCUCAGAAAUAUAAACAAUGCAGCUUCGAUGUAUGGAGCCAUAAAGGAGUACAGAAAAUUAUAAGAACUACAGAAAAUUAUAAGAACUAAAUGAAAAGCUAUUUAAAACAUGUGUAUAAAAGUUCCCUGUUCAGACCUUGUGGUCUAUAGUGCUGAUGAUGUAAAGGUCAUCUGUUUAUGUGGACUACGGUUAACAAGGGUAUUAUGUGGUCAGCGCAACGACCAACCGCCUUUACUUUUCCCAAACUAAUGUCAGGCACCCAUUGGAGCUGGGUGGACUCAUAGGCACCCAAAGAUCCUGAAAUUAAAAAUCCCAGUCUUCAGCAGGAUUUGAACCUGCCACCCAGAGUUUGGAAGCCAAGCGCUUUACCUCUCAACCACCGCUUCUCCAAUAGAUGUGUAUAACAUUCACUUAAUCUAUGUGGUCAUUCUUUUUCAGAAAAUGCUUCUUGCCUAAAAUUUUAAUGUAAUUGAAAUUUUUCAAUCUUCUAAAAUUAUUGCCUUAAGCUCUAUUGCCAGAUGUCUUUUAUUUUACCUUUCUUUGCUUUAUUUUUUUGUGCGCGGAAGAUGUACUAGAAGGUCAAAGAUACAUAAGAGUAGGCCUACCUUUAAACUAUUGACAAAGUGGUGGCUAAUGAAACUUUUUCUUUACCAAAUGCAUAACACAGUCGACCAUGGGACAGACGACAGGGUAAAUUUAUUAAAAAUGAAAUCUUUCAAGAAAUUACUUUUUGGUUAUUGAUACCGUUUUGAAGUUUGAAAUCCAGAAAAAAAAACACACUGUAAUUUACUUAAGGUUGCAUUGUUGCAAAAUUGAACUUUAGAUAAAUUGUAACAACUGAAUUUCUAACUUUAAUUGACAUUUUAUUGUUGUUUAACAAUCUAUUAAUGUAGUUAAUUAUAAAGUCUGUGUGUAUUAUGGCGAAACAAACAAGAACACGAAAUUUUUCUGUGUGUGAGUGGGGGGGGGGGGGAGCGGCGGGUGACACCCUGAGUGAACAACACCGGGUGACACCCACUCUAGUGACGCCACUGUUUUGGACUAUUCUGGAAAGACGGCACUCGUCAAAUUAAUGAAUCGGGGCACUGCCCUAUAUAAGUCACGUUCCAUUCAAUAUCUCAUAUCGUUAGUAUGUAGAUUUAAUUUAAUAUAUUUAUAGCUUUGAAUAUAAACUAUUUUGAAAUAUGUCAUAUUUAAUUAAACAUGUGAGAAGUACUGUCUUAUAUUUUGGUAAAUAUUAGUAGAACUUAUGGAAGUAAAGGAUUGUUGAGAGGUGUUUGAGCACAUAAGACAUGUCAUUGUUCCUUGUUCUUUCAUCGUAUGAGACAUGUCAUUGUUCCUUGUUCUUUCAUCGUAUGAGACAUGUCAUUGUUCCUUGUUCUUACAUCGUAUGAGACAUGUCAUUGUUCCUUGUUCUUUCAUCGUAUGAGACAUGUCAUUGUUCCUUGUUCUUACAUCGUAUGAGACAUGUCAUUGUUCCUUGUUCUUACAUCGUAUGAGACAUGUCAUUGUUCCUUGUUAUUUCAUCGCAUAGUUGUUUUGUUAUACAUACAGAUAAAUUAUUUCUUUCAUGUUUUGAAUUAUGCUCUGUUAAUGAUAAUAAUAAAGCUUAUCUUCGAGUCUAAUGAUUAAUGCGGAAUGCAGUGUUCCCCGUGGCUACGUAGCCCCAGCUGCGAUCUACAUACUUUGCCACAUCCAGCACAGACAUAACCAUUUUCAGUGUGUGAGCGAGUCGUGAUUUUGGAUGAUUUUAUAUUAUUUAUUAUGUCAUGUUUCGUUGUUUAUGAUUAAUCCAAUCCCUAUUUUGUGGGCGUGUAGAGAAUGUAUGUUCUUGUUGAGAGCUUUCGUUUCGUCAGUGCCACUAUCGUUUCAAGGAACAAAAUUAAUUGACCAGCGGUUCGUGGAGUGGAAGAUGUGUUUGUUUAGAGCGCUAUGGCCCAAUGCAGUGCCGUAUUUAGACUUGAAAAGACCCUAAGCUAUUAGAGAUAUGGCGCCCUUUUUGGUGCCUUUCUAAGUCCAGAUAUUAAUUUUGAGUGCUAAAUAUUUCUUUGGAGCCCUAAGCUACAGCUUUUGCUGCUUAUGGGUAAUUCCUGCCCUAAACCGACGCCUUCACUACUUCCACUAACACACGUUACAAUGGAGUGCAUGCAGGCUCCUUUCGAGACUACGUCAUAGAUAAUCUAGUUUUCAGGCGACUGCAGGUCCUAAGGAGGACCCAAAGGAGGACAAGCCAUUUAAAGGAUGGUAAAGCUAUACAAAAAGAUGACAAAACCAUACGAAGGGAGGACAAAAAAAGUAUGUAAAAAUUAACUUUUAAAACUUCUAUGUUGCUGCUGAACACUUACAUCGAUGUCGCACUUUAACGCUUGCAUGACAAUACUUCAUUGACGUGUUGGUGUGUUUAAACUUCAAGAUUAGAAAGAUUUCAUUGGAUUGAUUCCAUGUAGCUUUGCGGUACAUAACAUUCUGAAAAACGUCCAUUUUCACAUCUUACAGGCCAAUGACUGCCAGACGAAGAACAGGAUGAUUUUGUCCUCCUUUAGCCGGACGCCUGGUAACGCGGAUAUGAGAAUAUGUAAUUGUCCAUGUUUAUUUCUUUUCUAUUGACACAUAAAACAAACGUCCUUGACAAUGCUAAAGCUGCACCGUUUUACAAACUCAAAGAUAAAAGACUUCCUUGAAAAUGUUUACUCAAGGUUACUUACAAAUAACAAACAUGGACCGAUCGUCAUUAUUAUGUUCUAGACCAAAACCUCCUGCAGGACAGAAAGGGUUAACGGUGGACAAGGUUUGAACUGUAGACUAUCAUGAUGACACUCCAGUAUGUGUGUGGGUGUGGGUGUGUGCAUUCAGAAAACUUUCCCAAUGCCUCGCAACGCUGUGUAUUUAUUUUUUAUUUAAAGUGUUACGAAAAAAAAAAUAUUCCGUUAAAUAAAAUCAUUGACUUAUUUUUUUUAAAAA